This is a messenger RNA of Scatophagus argus, 1115 nucleotides long. RefSeq names its product TIP41, TOR signaling pathway regulator-like (S. cerevisiae) (gene tiprl). The coding region runs from base 182 to 985 and encodes 267 amino acids. The record is from RefSeq and is a predicted model, not a curated record. Lineage: Eukaryota; Metazoa; Chordata; Actinopteri; Scatophagidae. Gene Ontology annotation, biological process: TOR signaling. Gene Ontology annotation, cellular component: cytosol. The transcript has 8 exons.
AGGAAGAAGAAUAACAGCAACAACAACAACAGCACCAGGAAACUGACACGUGAAAAAUAGCGGAACUAUAGUGUGAACGCAGAAAACUAACCGGAUUGUUUUUAGCGGCACACUCGAGUAGCCUCCAUGACAAGUAGCAGUUGACAACAAUACCAAGCUGGUGUUCGCCUCUCUCUUCACUAUGAUGUCACAUGGUUUCAAGAGCAGUAAGCAGGAAUUCACCUUUGGACCAUGGAAAGUGACUGCUGCCAAAAACCACAUCAUGAAAUCCAAAGACAUUGAACGGUUAGCAGAUGAGAUGAACAUGCCCUCCCUUCCAGAGAUGCUGUUUGGGGACAAUUUCCUGCGCAUCCAGCACACAGAGGGCUAUGGCAUUGAAUUCAAUGCCACCGAUGCCCUUAAAAGAGUCAACAACAUGGAGGAUGUUGUCAAGGUGGCGUGUGCUCAGGAAUGGCAGGAGAGCAGAGUGGAUUCUGAGCACUCCAAAGAGGUGCUUAGACCCUACGACUGGACGUACACCACAGACUACAGAGGAACUCUGAUUGGAGAAGGUAUGCAGAUAAAGGUGACUAAGACAGCAGAUCGUAUAGACAUGGAAAAGCUGAAGGCUCGGGAACAGAUCAUGUUCUUUGAUGAGGUGCUGUUAUUCGAGGAUGAGCUGCAUGACCAUGGAGUCUCAAUGAUCAGUGUCAAAAUUAGAGUGAUGCCCACCAGUUUCUUCUUGUUGCUGCGUUUCUUCCUACGAGUGGAUGGAGUACUGAUUCGAAUAAAUGAUACACGACUGCAUUAUGAGGCCGGAAAGAAUUUCAUGCUACGAGAGUUCAGCAUGAGGGAAAGCAAAAUAGCAGAACUGAAGAAUGUUCCUGCUGCACUGCUCACUGCUCCUAAUGAGAUCGCUCACCAUUUAACACUGAUGCUGACAGAGUGUGAGAAGCUGGAACUUCCUGUGAUGCUGCCUCAGACAGUCAAUGAAGUCCUUCAGUGAUCAGUAUACUGUAAAGUCCACAAUGAUGUGGUGCAUGUUGAAAAUUAGAAAUAAUAGUCUUAAACCAUAUCUUUAACCUUCCAGUUACAUAAUUACCAUAUGGCCAAAUAAAUUUGUGCAAAUAUACAUA